AUGUCUGGUCGAGGAAAAAAACCCGGCGCGCCAAAAAAGAAAGCUAAUGGUUAUAAAAUGCCAGCACCUAUUCCAGUCGGGGAAGUGAUUCACGAUACAAUUACUAAAAAGAAAUGGCGAAUAGGCCCUUCUAUUGGUGUCGGCGGAUUUGGCGAAAUUUAUUCUGCAUGCGACCAUGAGGGUUCGCCUAAAAAUGGAAAUUAUCCGUUUGUGGUAAAAAUUGAACCACAUGAAAAUGGCCCACUCUUUGUGGAAAAACAUUUUUACAUUAGAAAUGCUAACAAGGAGGAUAUUGCAAAAUUCAUGAAGACUAAAAAAUUGUCCACCUUUGGCAUGCCUUCCUAUUAUGGCAACGGGUCACACGAUUUCAAAGGAGAGAAAUACAGAUAUCUUGUGCUAGAGAGGUACGGGAAAGACCUAUGGAGUUUGUUCAAAGAGUGUGGACGGUCUUUUCCUGCUGCAACUGUCUUCCAAAUAGGUUUACAAAUGUUAGAUGUCCUAGAAUAUAUACACAGCAAGGGUUAUGUCCAUGCUGAUAUAAAAGGUGCCAAUAUCCUUCUGGGGCUUAAGAAGGGCACAGAAAACCAGGCAUAUCUUGUGGAUUUUGGGUUGGCUACCAGAGUAAACGACAAGGAAUUUAAGCCAGACCCUAAGUGUGCACACAAUGGGACCAUAGAGUACACAAGCAGAGACGCUCACGCAGGAGUGGCCACAAUGCGUGGCGACUUGGAGAUCCUUGGCUACAACAUGCUUCAGUGGCUGGUGGGUGAAUUGCCUUGGGAGAAAUCUCUAAAACAACCUAACACAGUUCAAAACAUGAAGGAGGCUUUCAUGAAGAAUGUACGCACUGAAAUCACUAAGAAGUACCCCAAUGUACCUGAUGCAUUGAUCAAGUUCUUUGAAUAUGUUAACUCUUUAAAACCAAAAGAAGCUGUAGAUUAUGUAAAAUGUCGUCAACUAUUUGAAAGUUACCUUAAAAGUGAGGGCAAGACAAAGACUAGUAAACUGGAAUUCAAAAAUUCAACAAAGCGGAAAGCAAACAAUAAGAGACUGAGUAUAGCGGAUAGUGAGGUUGUUGACGGUGAAGAAACCGAUAAAGUAGAGGAAAAGAAAACUACGCCGAAGAGCAGUGCGAAAGGAGUGAGCCACGCCAAGAAAACAGUGAAAGCUGCUGAUGAAGCGACUGAAAAUUGUGAGAACGAAGAACCUGAUGAAGAGAAGAAAGUCAAAAAGCCAAGAAAAAAGGCAAUGAAAAGGAAAUCAUUGGAACCAUCACUAGUUAUCAAAGUAAAGAAAACUAGAAUGACUCCUAAGGCAACGCCUCCUGCUAAGAAGAACCACGCAAACAUAGCAACUCAAACAUCAGUAGAGAAACUCAGGCGGAGUCCUAGACAGGUGUCUUUUGAUAGCCCCAUUAGUAAAAUUAUAGGGAGUAAGUCAUUUAAUUCCAUAAAGGAUAAUGAGUCUGCUAAUUCCAGUGGAGAUAUAUUUGAUGAUUCAUUCACCAUUGAAGAGAAAAAAGUUAAACCAAAGAAGAGAUUACUAUCAGAUGAAGAGAUAACGGUUAAGAAGGUAGUUAAGAAGAAGGUGAUAGUAAAGAAAGGUAAAUCAUGGAAGGACAGUCCCACUGUUGUAAAUGGUAGAUCACCACCGAAGUCAUCUUAG
Parnassius mnemosyne (clouded apollo) is the source of this 1665-nucleotide messenger RNA. The record is from the annotation of a GenBank genome assembly. Lineage: Eukaryota; Metazoa; Arthropoda; Insecta; Lepidoptera; Papilionidae.